Messenger RNA from Volvox carteri f. nagariensis, 6642 nucleotides. RefSeq lists its product as uncharacterized. The coding region runs from base 1 to 6642 and encodes 2213 amino acids. The transcript has 4 exons. Lineage: Eukaryota; Viridiplantae; Chlorophyta; Chlorophyceae; Chlamydomonadales; Volvocaceae. The record is from RefSeq and is a predicted model, not a curated record.
AUGGCCCCGAAGCUUAAAGUUGCGGACCUAGAAGCGAAGCUUAAGGCCAAGGAGGCGGAGCUUCAGGCUGCACAGGCGAAUUUGGCAAAGGCGGAGGCGUCUCGCGCAAAGCUUAAGCAGUACCUUGAAGCCUUUCGCGAGCAGGCCGUCAGCACCACCCAGAUUAUAACCCAGUAUCAGCAGCUUCAAAAGGACCACAGUGCCCUUCAGGAGAAGCAAGAGCAGCUCGCACAGGAGAACGAGCGUCUCCGCCAGGCAGCGAGGGCGCCCCUCGCAGCCGCUGCGCCUCCUGAGCGCGCCGGCAAGGCAAGGCAAUCAUCAAGAGGACCACCAACAGAGGCACCAUCUGUAGCACCAGCAUCAGCAGAACCACCAGCUGGUUCGGAGCUAGCGCCUCAGGGCCUUGCACGGCUCGCACAGCAGCUCAAAGAAGAGCAGCACCGGCGGCAGCAGCUUCAAGAGUCUUACGUGCGCUUGCAACAAGAACAGGCGGCCGCUGUGCAGGAGAGCGAACAACUGCGUCAGGAGCGUGACCUCCUGCUGCAACAACGGACAGAGCAACGGGAGAGGGAACGGGAAGGGGAACAGCCGCAGCCUGCCGAGACGUGGGCAGGGGCCGGGGCUGGCCCGGCGCUGAGCACCCACCAACAUCACAACGACCAGCACCAGCAGCAGUGGCAGCGGCAGCAACAGCAGCAGCAGCAGAACGAACGGGCCGUACAGGCGCUGUUGGCGCAACUCGAAAAGCAACAGCAGUUAAACGAGGACCUGCGUGGGCAGCUUGACGCCGUUGUUCGGCAGCAGCAGGAUCAGAAGCAGCAGCGGCAGGGAGGCUCUGCGGCGGGUGGUACCCUUGUCGCGGCGUCGACGGUUCCGGCGGGGCCCCGUGUACAGCCGACAGCAGUUAAGCCCGGGGAGCGGGGAGCACCGUCAACAGCAUUUCGGGGACGGCAGCGGCGCGAAGGAGGCGGAGGCGCAGCGAGCGCUCCGGAGUCCGCUGCAGGGAGCGUUGCCAUUGCUGGCAGUGACAGCAGCAGCAGCAGCGAUAGCGGCGUUGAGGACACUAGCAGCGGCGCUGUGGGCAUCGCGGCGCGGCGGCUGCAACGGCGUCAGCAGCGGGAGCACGAGCUGCAGAAGCAGCGGGAGCACGAGCUGCAGAAGCAGCGGGAGCACGAGCUGCAGAAGCAGCGGGAACACGAGCUGCAGAAGCAGCGGGAGCACGAGCUGCAGAAGCAGCGGGAGCACGAGCUGCAGAAGCAGCGGGAACGGGAGGAGCGACUAGUUCAGGAAUUGACGGCGGCCCAGUCGCAGCGGCGGGCGGCGGAGGCGGCCCUGGAGGCGGCCCGACGGGAGCUGUGCGAGCUGCAGCGGAGCGAGGCGGCGCAGCGAGGUGCCAUGGAGCACUUGCAGGCCCAGCUCCAGGCCCUGCAGGCCUUGGUCUCGGAGCACGCCACAGCAUUGAAGCGGCAGAGCGCCCACCUACAGCGCCACGACAGCCAGUUGGGGCACCAUGCCACGGAGCUGGAACGGCAUGGCGAUGAGCUGAGGCGCCACGACGGUGAGCUGGCAGCUGCCGGCGAGGCUGCCAGCCGCCAGGCGGCGGCGCUGGAGCGGCUUCAAGUAGCACAUGAGGGUGAUACUGCGGCUGUGCGGGGGCUUACGGCCCGGUUGGAGGCUGCGGUGACGGGUGAGGAGGCGCUGCGGGGCCGGCUGCAGGGCAUGGCGAUAAAGAUGCAGGAGAUGCACCGCACCCACAGCAUCUUGCGCCACGCGUUUGGUGGUGGCGGAGGUGGCGACGUUGAGGAGGGCGACGGGUACGGCUACGGCUACGGCCGUGGUGGUUGGACCCUGGGGGAGGAGCUGCCGGGGCGUCCGCCCAGAGGCGGCAAGGUAUCGCCGACAGCCCUGCCUUCGCCGCGGCAGCGACCGCAGCAGCAGCGGCAGCAAAGUCGAUUGUGUGUGGGCACACAACAUGAUCGUUUGGAGGUGCUGGUGCGCAGCCGAUCGGCGACGGCGCUUGAGCAGGAGCUCCUUCCCUUGCCCUGUGGUGAGCGGGAGGUUGAGGUGGGAGAUGGCGAGACGGCGGCGGCGCAGGGCUGGGCGUCCCCUGAAGGCCCGUCGGAGGAUGAGCGAAUGGAGGAUGGCGGCGGCGGUGGCGAGGUGGAGGAGCAGCUCGACGGCCACCGCGACAAGCGGCGCCGAUUGGAGGGCCCCGCGGCGGCGGCGGCGGUGACGGCGGCAGCGCCGAAAGGCAACGGUGUUUGGGAGCUGCAGCGGCAGCAGCAGCCGACCAGGCCCAUAGCCGCCGGCGAACGUCAGCUGCUGCCCAUCAUUGUGGGUCAACAAGGUCCGACUGCCGCUGAAGCUCCUGUGCAGAAGGACCCACUCACCGCCGACUUGCCUGCGCGCGGGGAAGGCCGCCAGAGAGUCUUCACUGCCGCCGCCGCGGCCGCCGCCGGCGGUCCCAGUGCGGAUGGGGCUGGUGAAGCGCUGCAGCGGCGGGGAAGGGGCCGGCCUCGAAAAGAACGCACACCCGGAGAGCUGCUCGCGACGUUGCUAGACGGCAAGGCCACCGGUACCGGCCAGCUGGCCAAGGUGGCGGCGGCGGCGGCGCGGCGGGCGGCAGCGGCAGUACGAGGUCAUGCCGUACACCCCGCGCCGCUGGCGACGGCGGUGUGCAACGCCAUUUUGCGCUGUUCCCGGGGCAAGAUCGGCGUUCCUACUCCACCGGUGCUGAAUACGGAUUCUGGGACGGCUAUGGCUGCGGCGGCGGUUGCCACUAGUGAGCUGACUCAGGUGGCUGGGCGAACCCAAAAAGUUGGCCCUGAUGAGGGUGCUGGUAAGGCCCGUGGGUCAGCCGCUGCAGUUGGGGCGGCGGUGGCAGGCGGUAGCGGCUUUCUGGCGGUUGUGCUGCCAACAACGGGGCGCAGUCGCGGCCACGGUGGGUCAGGCAGCGGCGGGGCCGUAACGCUGCUCGACGCGUUGAGCGGCCUUUGGUGCAAGCCCGCCGAGCAGCAGCGGCAGGUGGUAAGGUGGCUGCUGCAAGUUGUGAGGGACACGGACUGCCUGCUUGGGGGCAACACGGCAGGAGCACAAUCCGACUGCUUGAGCGACGGCGUUGCUGCGCCACACGAGGCGCCUCCACACGAAGCGCCUCCCCGCCCCGUCUCGCUGCAUACAGUGGCGGCAGAGGAAUGUGUGGAUGAAGUGGAUGCAGCGGGGACGAAGACAGAGGACUUAGCAGCAGCAGCAGCAGCAGCGGAGGCCGUAGCUGUGGGCGAGAUGCCAGUCGGGAUGCAGCCGGCUAGCGGAAGGGCAUUGGGAGUGUCCCCGCCAGCCGCAACGGCUGCGUCGGCACCUCGCCCGCCGGGGCCUGUGGGCCUCGUGGGCGGCCUGGUGGCCCGGAAGCUGAUGAGCGCGGUGGUGGCUUGCGACCCGCUUGACAGCUGCGGCCAGAUGAACACAUCUGCUGCUGGGACCGCAGCGGAGGGGACCCCGGCGGGCGGCGGCGGAGGGCGUGGUGGUGCCGUCGGUCCCGUGGAGGUGUUGGGGCAGGAAGCUCCGGCUAUGGAGGGGACGGCGAUGCACGGCCCCGACCUGCCGGAGCGUUGCGCUGCCGCGCACGCGCUCGGCCAGCUGUUCCGUUUGUACCAGGACCGUGAGGCAUUCCAGUGCACCGCCUUAGAGCUGCUGCAUGCAGCCGCCGAGGCGAGGAGCUGCAGCGCCGCCGUCAACCCCAACCCCAACACCAGCAGUCUCAACCAUAGCCAGCAGCUCGCCCACUCAGUUGGGCACGAAAUGUACGGCGGCCUCCGGUUGGCCCCGUCAGCGACCCCCACCCCGACCCCAACUCCGACUUCUGACUCACAUUCCGGCGGCAGCUCUCUGAUACCGCUCGCAUGUCUGUUGGUCGGCUGGUCCCAGGCGCUCAUGCCGGUGGCGGUGACGAUGCCGCCGCCGGACCGCAUGCAAGUUACUGCUGCCGCCGCGGCCGCUACUGCGCCGCGUGUCACGGAAAGCGCCUUGCCGCGGCCGGUGCAGGCCGGCGCGGCGGUUAAAUUGCCGCCGGGGAUCACCGCCGCCGCCGCCGCCGCCUUUCCCGGGUCUUUCGGACCCGUCACUAGCCACGAUAUCGCGGUGCCUGGCGGCGGGACGGAUCGCAGUGUGGCGGAGCUGCAUGGCACCACUAACGGGAACUUGUUCUGUGACUCAGAAUCGGAAAUGGAUUUUGAUAUGGAGCUGGAUGUGGAUCUGGAUCCGAAUCCUAUCAGGUCUUGUCAUCAUGAUGAGGCGUGCAUGUGGUCAGAUCCUGUUCGGGAGGCACAACUGGUUUCGGAGCCCCUGGUGGUAGCCAUGACCACCUGCGCGCAGCUGCUGGCGCUGGAGCGGUUGGCUUUCUGCUGCUGCCUGAGCGCCGAUGGAGGCGGCGACGGUGGAAGCAGUGCUGGUGGUGGUGAUGGUAGUGAUUGCGCAAACCUGCUGGGCUGCGGAUCUGCAAAGCCGUUAGGAGGUGUCAGAGUCGGUCCACCCCCGGUAGUUCCCGAGGCGAACACCGCCAAUACCGUAGGAUCAUCAGCAGCAACCCCACCGGCCCAUGGGUCGCCCCUUGGCGGCUUUGGCCACAGCUUGUUUGCUGGCUUGGACUGCCAAGCGGAGGCUGUGGCGGCGGCUGCGCUGCUGCGGGCGGCCUGGGAGCAGCAGCAGCAGCAGCAAGCGGCCCAGGCGGGGACCGAGGGUAAGUAUAGUGCCGUGGCCACCUUGGUGACCCACGGGUCAGAGACAGGAGCCGCAGCUUUCGCGGGCCCAGUUCUGCCUGGUGUCGCGGAGGUGCUGAUCGCAGCGGGUGUGGUCAAGGCUACCAUGGGUAAAGGUUACGCCACAAAAUUCAGCACAGGCUUGGCGACCGAUACCGCAGCGGCGGCGAACGGCGGCGGCAGCAGAAAGCCCGGCGGCGAAAAGGGCAGCGGUAGCCAUGACAGCAGCGGUGGUGGCGAUGGGGGGCCCCACGCAAAAGAUCUGGACGCGGCGCUGGCGGCCGCCCUGGCGCGAGCUCGCGCUGCCGUGUUGGCACUAGCGGCGCGGCUGAUGGGGCUGCUUCUAGUGGUUGUGACGGACAGGCAGCGCGUACGGAAGCCCGGACUGGUGCAUGGGGAGCCGCCGCCGCCGUUGCCGCCAUUGACAGAGCAGCUGCUACACUGUCCUGGUGACGGAACUGGCGACGGCGGCCGUAUAUCUCCAGCCGCAGCGCAGGCGUCUCCUAACCUAGCGGGCCAAUCGCGGCCCGGGGCAUCAGAGCCCCUGCCGUCGACCGGGGAUGCAGAACCCGACACCGCUUACCUCGCCGGCCUGCGUCAGGCCCUCUUGCUGACGUGUCACCUAUUGCCGUACGACGUCGUAUACGACAGGGUGCUCAGGCAGCUGGUCUCAUGGCUAAGUCCAGGCGGGCCGGCGGCUGUGGACGCGGGUGGCAGCUGGCUGUCGUACCAGCGGCGCCGGGCCUCGGCGGAAUCUAUAGGUGCUGGAGAGACUGCAGCAGCGGCGGCGGCUGGAGAUACGGCAGCUUCUGCUGCAGGCUCGCCUGUGGAGCAGCCAAAUGGCUGCGAGGCACCGGAGGCACCAUCGCACGGGCCGGCGGGGCCCGUGACUGCUCCCCAAGGCGCCCCGGUGGUAGAUGACGAGGAUCCUGCCGUACUGGUAGACGAGCUUGUCGUACCGUCGGGCUCCCCGCACAUUCCGGACCUGCCGCUGACACGGCUGCUGCUGGAGCUGAUUCAGGACGUCGCAUGCCAGGCGCUAGGCAGCGCGCCAGCCAUUGUAGGAAAGCCGCGGCCAUCUGCACAUCGCCAUGCACCCACGGCCGCAUGCAGGCCCAGCUCCAGCGGCCCCCCCGGCCCCGCUGCUGCCGUGCUCCGGGCCGCGUGCGCAUCUCUCUGCGAGGAGCUCGCUAGCCUGGUACCCACACUGCUGACACCCCCGGGACACCGGGGGGUUGGGGACCCCGAGAAUGUGGAGGUACGCGGGGUUGGCGGCUUGCAGCAUCACCCACAGGAGCAUGUCCCUACGGCAGCCCGACAGCCCGGCGGGGAAGCAGGCAACUGCCCCGGGGUUGGAGUUGCACCAUUGGGGGCUGCAUCGCCAGGGCCCGGCACUGACCAGGCACGGACAGCAGCGGCGGCGGCGUUGCUUUCUGUGGUGUUCAGGGUUGCGGGGAUGUGCGUGUCGGGGCUGGCAAGUGAGCCGGAGGCCGCCGCUAGGGGCGCGGGUGGGGGCAGGGAUGAUGAUGGUGGUGUUGAUGCGGGGGCAGGGGGGUUGGCGGGGGAGGGCUUGUGUUUUGCGGUCGCGUCUGUUGCAGCCGGCACCGCCGGCCGGCGAGUGCUGCGCUCUCGGGCGGCAGGGGCCCCUUCCACUGAUGGGGUAGUCGCUGAGGUGAAGACAAGGGUGGGUCGGGCGCUGAGUACACUGCGGCAGGGGCUGCGGCAGGGGCUGCAGGGCGACCUUUGCGGGCUAGGGGUGAGGAUGCUUGGGCAAGGCGGCAGGGGUGGGGCGGCAGCGAGCCUGUUGCAACUGGUGCCCGCAGACGAGGAGUGCCUGCUGGCGCGCCUGCUGGCGCCGGCCGAGCCGCUGGCAGGCGAGGCACGGUAG